GGGUCUUAGUUGCAGCAUGCAGGAUCUUCGUAGUGACAUUCGGGAUCUUCAGUUGUAGCAUGCGAACUCUUAGUUGCAGCAUGUGGGAUCUAGUUCCCUGACCAGGGAUCGAACUCGGGCCCCCUGCAUCGGUAGCGUGGAGUCUUAGCCACUGGACCACCAGGGAAGUCCCUAAAGGAAACUUUUUGAAAAAUUCUUCGGUUAUUUUAGCUGUCAGGUUCUUUCCAAUAUCGUAACAUUAAAGCACAGUAACCUUCACUCGCUUCUCCUCCCAGGUAUUCCUCCAUGAUGGCAUAUAAAUUACCUGUGGAGGAUGUUCACCCUCUAUCUCAGGCGUUUUCCAAAUUAGAGGCAGGUAAGUUUAGACAUAUUAAGACUUCACGUACGGUGCAUAUUUUCACGUGGAAUACAUAUUAGAUAACUUCAAGGAGAAAACAUAUCAUCAAUCAAACCUUGGAAAAUUUCCACUGGAAUAGUCUUAAAAAUUUUGAAGGGAAUGUAUUGGUGCCCCUUGACUUGGCUUUCCUCCAACUGAUUUUCCCUCUGCUAAUGAGGAAACCCAGCUGCAAAUAAGUCAAACUAUUCUGUCCUGCUUCCAUUGCCAUUGCAUACUGUUGGAGCAUAAUUAUCAGCGUGAUAGCCCAAAGAACACCGAGGUGAGCUUCUGGCAUCUCCAUGUUUGUCAGUCAGAGGCUCAAGGAGCAAGGCUGUGGCCCAUGGAUGGACUCAAUCUGUCAAUACUCCUUUUUACCCCAUUGAUCCAUUUGUUUACAUUAGUGCUGGAACUACAUGAAAAAUACAGAGAUGAGAAGUCAGGAUUGAUGAGGGGUUUCUGAACUAGUUCCAGAGACAUUGACUAGAGUGCACACUAGAUACUUAUGAGGUCUUGACCUGUAAGAAGCAUGGGAUUCAUUAAAAGGGGACCAGCAUGGAGUAUACUCCAUGGUUUUAUAAAUGUAGACUAAAGCAAUACCCAACAAUUGAUCUGGAGUCCAAAACAUACAUGUGCAGAGAAUCAAAAGGAUAUAACUACUGAAAUAUAGGACACAAGGUACUCCUUAAUGAGAAAGUUUACAGGUAAUUUAUACAUGAGUGCAUUGCUAUCUUUUGAUUAUCCGUAUCAGCACUCUAAUUUAUCUCAAGAAAAUUUAAUUACUUAAUUACCUCAUGGAUUUGAAGUUGCUGUUUUUGUUGCCUGCUUUGAAAAUACUUUUGGUGAAAAAUUUGUGAGCCACUAAUGUCGGCCCCAUUAAAUGCAGUGAAAGAGACCUUUGACCUGGAAGAAUAAAGCCUCUCUCAGGCUACCUUGGAACAGGUAUUCUUAGAACUCUCCAAAGAGCAGGAGCUGGGAAAGUUAAUGAUGAAGUUGAUACAAGAGUUAGAUGGAAACUUCUCCUGCAGGAAAAGCCUUAAAACCCUGAAUCUCCUAAUAUUAGAUUUUAGAAAAAUCCAGUGUCCAUCCUGAGCUUCUCAAUCCCCCCGGGAACUUUUCAUCUCAGGCUCGUUCUUGACUCUGACUUUGCUCAUCAGCUGAACUCCGUUAUCUGCUCUGUGGUCAGUUCCUUUACCUCCACCUUGGCAUUGAUUUAAAGAAUCAAGUUUCAAGUCCUUUGAGUCUGGAUUGUUAUCUGAUGGCUUAACUCGUGAUAAAAGUUUUUCAAUUCAAUCUGGAAGGCUAAAUGCAUAUGAAACAAAAAAGUGUGUACCAGCAAACUCAAGCACUUCUGUGCAAGAAUCUUCUUAAGAAAUGGAGGAUGAAAAGACAGAGCUUAUUGGAAUGGGGGUUCCCAAUACUUUUAGGAUUUUAUAUGGGCAUAUUUUCAUACUUAAAAGAAAAUGUGCAUUUUCCUGAAAUGCCUCCUCAGGAUCUGGGAAGGGUAGAUAAAUUUAACAGCUCUUCUAUGGAUGUUGUGUACACACCGAUCUCCAACAUUACCCAGCAGAUAAUGAAUAAGACGGCAUGUGCUCCCUUUUUGAAAGGAAGAAGAGUCACUGGGGCACCGGAUCAAAAAUACAUGGAUAAAAUACUUCUAGACAAUUUCCCAUACACCGUGGGAGUCAUCUUUAAUGACACUUUUUCUUAUAAGUUAAAAUUUUAUCAGGGAUAUUAUAUUCCAAUUUUGAAGGAAGAGCUUUUCACAGCUCACUGUUGGGGUGCAGAUAAUGAGUUUUCCUGUUCACUGGCUAAAUACUGGAGCAGAGGGUUCGUGACUUUACAGACUGCUAUCAAUGCUGCUAUUAUACAAAUCACGACAAAUCACUAUGUGAUGGAGGAGUUGAUGUCAGUUACUGCUAUAAAUAUGAAGACAUUACCCUUUAUUUUUAAAGAGAACCUUCAAAAUGAGAUGUUUAUUUUUUACUGCUUGCUUUACUUCUCCCCAUUUAUAUAUUUUUUAUCACUCAAUGUUACAAAAGAGAGAAAAAAGUAUAAGGAUUUGAUGAAAGUGAUGGGUCUACAAGAUUCAGCAUUCUGGCUCUCCUGGGGUUUAAUCUAUGCUGGUUUCAUCUUCAUUACUUCUAUAAUCAUUACAAUUAUCAUAAUAUCUACCCAAAUUAUAGUCAUGACGGGCUUCGUGGUUAUAUUUACCCUCUUUUUCUUAUAUGGCUUAUCUUUGAUAGCCUUGGCAUUCCUGAUGACUGUGCUGCUAAAGAAAACUAUCCUCACCAGUUCGGUUGUGUUUGUCCUCACUCUCUUUUGGGGGGGUGUGGGAUUCACUGCAUUUUAUAGACAACUUCCGUCACCUUUGGAAUGGAUUUUCAGUAUUUGUAGCCCCUUUGCCUUCACUGCUGGAAUUAACCAGAUUAUCCACCUGGAUUAUAAUAUGAAUGGUGUAAUUUUUCCUGACACUUCAGGAGACUCAUAUAUAAUGAUAGCAACUUUUUCCAUAUUGGCUUUUGAUGCUCUUUUGUACUUGGUGUUGGCGUUAUACUUUGACAAAAUCUUACCCUAUGGCAGUGAGCACCGUUACUCUCCAUUAUUUUUCCUGAAGUCAUCAUCUUGUUUCCAGCACCAAAGGACUGAUAGUAAGGUCAAUGAGAAAGAAGUAGAUCCUGAGUUCCCGGACUCUGAUGAUUCUUUUGAACGAGUAGCUCCAGAAUUCCAAGGAAAAGAAGCCAUCAGAAUCAGAAAUGUUAAAAAAGAAUAUAAAGAAAAAUCUGGAAAAGUGGAAGUAUUGAAAGGCUUGUUCUUUGACAUAUACGAAGGUCAAAUCACAGCAAUUCUGGGUCACAGUGGAGCUGGCAAAUCUUUGUUGCUAAACAUCCUUAAUGGAUUGUCUGUUCCAACAGAAGGAUCAGUUACCAUCUAUAAUAAAAAUCUCUCUGAAAUGCAAGACUUGGAGGAAAUCCAGAAGAUAACCGGUGUUUGUCCUCAAUUCAAUGUUCAGUUUGACGCGCUCACUGUGAAGGAAAACCUCAGGCUGUUUGCUAAAAUAAAAGGGAUUUCGCCACAGGAAGUGGAACAAGAGGUACAAAGAAUUUUAUUGGAGUUGGACAUGCAGCACAUUCAGAAUAACAUUGCUACACAUUUAAGUGAAGGUCAGAAAAGAAAGCUGACCAUUGGGAUUGCCAUUUUAGGAGACCCUCAAGUUUUGCUAUUAGAUGAGCCAACUGUGGGAUUGGAUCCCUUCUCAAGGCAUCGAGUGUGGAGCUUCCUCAAGGAGCGCAAAGCAGACCGCGUGACCCUCUUGAGUACCAAUUUCAUGGAUGAAGCCGACAUCCUGGCUGAGAGAAAAGUGAUCCUGUCCGGCGGGAGAGUGAAGUGCAUAGGCUCCUCUGUCUUUCUGAAGAGAAGAUGGGGUCUUGGAUAUCACUUAAGUUUGUACAGAAAUGAAACAUGUGAUCCAGAAAAAAUAACAUCCCUCAUUAAUCAUCACAUCCCGGAUGCCAGACUAAAAACAGAAAGCAAAGAAAAGCUUGUGUAUACUUUGCCUCUGGAAAGGACAAAUAAGUUUCCAGACCUUCUCAGUGAUCUCGAUAAGGGUUCUGGCCUGGGCGUGAUGAGCUACGAGGUUUCCACGUCAACUCUGAAUGAAGUCUUCAUGAAACUGGAAGGAACAUCAACUGCUGAGCAAGAGAUGAUGGGGGACACAGGACGCCUACCUGAAAUGGAUUCACCUUGCUCUUCUCUCCCUGAGAUGCACACGGCUGUGAGUGCCAUGGGCCUCUGGAGACUGCAGUUCUGUGCAAUGGCGCGGCUCCGUUUCUUAAAGUUAAAACAUGGGAAGAAAGCAUUUUUGACCCUAUUAUUUGUAUUUGGAAUUGCAAUGUUCCCUCUGAUUGUGGAAAGCAUACUCUAUGCUGUAUUAAAUCAAAAGACUGAUUGGGACUUUAAACCCGAACCGUAUUUCCUCUCUCCUGGACAAUUUCCCCAAGACCCUCGCACCAGCUUACUGAUUAUCAACAACACAGAAUCAAAUAUUGAAGACUUUAUACAGUCACUGAAGCAUCAAAAUAUACUUUUGGAAGUAGAUGACUUUGAAAAUAGAAAUGGCACUGAUGACCCAUCUUACAAUGGAGCAAUCAUAGUUUCGGGUAAAAAAAGGGAUUAUGGAUUUUCAGUUGUAUGCAAUACCAAGAGACUGCACUGUUUUCCUACUCUUAUGAAUAUUGUCAGCAAUGGGUUACUUCGAAUGCUUAAUCAUACACAGUGUAUUCGGACUGAGAGAAGCUCAUUUCCUUUUAAUUAUGCACUGUUCUGGAAUGGGUUGCCAGAAGGGUCCUUUUUCUUAUUUUUCGUCGUGUGCAGCAUUUCUCCUUACAUCGCCAUGAACAGUGUCAGCGAUUACAAAAAGAGAACUAAGUCCCAGCUGUGGAUUUCAGGACUCUUCCCUUCUGCUUACUGGUGUGGUCAGGCCCUGGUGGACGUUAACCUCUACAAUUUCAUUCUCCUUUCAAUGUAUUCAAUUUUCUACGCAGCAAACAUGGUGCACAUUCGUCUCGCAAGUCGAGCUGUACUUGCUUUGGCUGUCAUUACACUUGGUUACGCAGUUUCUCUUGUCUUCCUGACAUACGUGAUAUCAUUUAUUUUUCGGAAGAGGAGAAAAAAUAGUGGCCUUUGGUCAUUUUGCUUCUAUAUGGCUGCAGUCUUCACGUUUGGCAUGAUUAUAAUGAAUCAGUUCGACUUCCGUGUCUUGAUGGUUUGCAUGAUAUUAGUUCCCUCAAUGACCUUGGGUGGAUUUAUAGGUUUUUUGGAAGAGAGAGUCCACAAAUACCAAAUAAAAUAUCAAGACCCAAACUAUGACCUGAAUGCAGCUGAUCUGCUAGUGUGCCUAAUACCUUACUUCCAGGCUUUGCUUUUCAUUUUUGUUCUACGAUGCUUGGAAAUGAAGUGUGGAAAGAAAAUCAUGCAAAAGGAUCCUGUUUUCAGAAUUUCCCCUAAAAGUAGAGACGGUCGUCCAAAUCCAGAAGAACCUGUAGAUGAAGAUGAAGACGUUCAGGCAGAAAGAAUAAGAACGGCAACUGCCCUAACCGUUUCCACAGAGGAGAAACCAGUCAUAAUUGCUAGCUGUCUACACAAAGAAUAUGCAGGCCAGAAGAAAAGGUGCUUUUCAAGGAGGAAGAAGAAAAUAGCAGCAAGAAAUGUCUCCUUCUGUGUUAAAAAAGGUGAAAUUUUGGGAUUGAUAGGACCUAACGGCGCUGGUAAAAGCUCAUCGAUUAGAAUGAUAUCUGGGGUCCUGAAGCCAACAGCUGGAGAGGUGGAACUGACUGGAUAUGGUUCGGCUGUGGAUCAUCAGGGGGACGGCAGCGUCCGGUUCCUGGGAUACUGUCCCCAGGAGAACGUGCUAUGGCCCAUCCUGACAGCGCGCGAACAUCUGGAGGUGUUCGCUGCGGUGAAAGGGCUGCGUAAAGCGGACGCCAACGCCGCCAUCUCACGACUGGUGGACGCCUUCCAACUGCACGAGCAGCUGAAUGUUCCAGUGCAGAAAUUAACAGCAGGAGCCACUAGAAAGCUGUGUUUCGUGCUGAGCGUCCUGGGAGACCCCCCUGUCCUGCUUCUGGAUGAGCCGUCUGCUGGCUUGGACCCCAGGGAGCAGCGGCACAUGUGGCAGACGAUCCAGACAGCCAUUAAAAACACGGAGAGGGGCGCCCUCCUGACCACCCAUUACCUGGCCGAGGCCGAGGCCGUGUGUGACCGUGUGGCCAUGAUGGUGUCCGGAAGGCUGAGAUGCAUCGGUUCCAUCCAACACCUGAAAAACAAACUCGGCAAGGAGUACAUUCUUGAACUAAGAGUGAAGGAAACGUCUCAAGUGCCGUUGGUCCACACCGAGGUUCUGAAGCUUUUCCCGCACGCUGCACAGCAGGAGAGGUAUUCCUCCUUCUUGGCCUAUAAACUGCCCAUGGAGGAUGUUCACCCUCUAUCUCAGGCCUUUCACAAAUUAGAAGCAGUGAAACAUAACUUUAACCUGGAAGGAUACAGCCUCUCUCAGUGCACCUUGGAACAGGUGUCCUUAGAGCUUUCCAAGGAGCAGGAGCUGGGAAAUUUUGAUGAAGAGGUUGAUACAACCAUGAGAUGGAAACUCCUUCCUCAGUCAGAAGACCCUUGAAACCUCAAGCCUAAUCAUUCUUUGUUGAUGUCUUACAAGCUUAUAUCAUAUGUAAUAAUUAGCGUGUAUAAUUUAAAAAUUAUUAACAUCAAUAUUAGGUAUAUUUUGUAUAUUUAGUCAAUAAAUGAAUAAA
Messenger RNA from Kogia breviceps (pygmy sperm whale), 6678 nucleotides. NCBI's taxonomy places the organism in Eukaryota, Metazoa, Chordata, Mammalia, Artiodactyla, Physeteridae. The record is from RefSeq and is a predicted model, not a curated record.